Molecule: messenger RNA, 2672 nt
Organism: Etheostoma spectabile (orangethroat darter)
Lineage: Eukaryota; Metazoa; Chordata; Actinopteri; Perciformes; Percidae
Gene: mylk4b
Product: myosin light chain kinase family, member 4b
Exons: 13
Coding region: 229-2436 (735 amino acids)
Biological process (GO): protein phosphorylation
Molecular function (GO): protein kinase activity; ATP binding
Source: RefSeq, a predicted model, not a curated record
UGCACUUCAAUUUGGAGGACAGCCAUUUGCUAUUCUUAAAACUCUGCUCUGUGGUUCAGUGUUGAGAGGGGGAGAGAUCUCCGUUCUCCCUCUGUUGCCAGUGGCUUUGUCUGGUAACAUGGUUUUUGUUGUCGUUUCCAUCGAGCCUGCAUGAAAGUGAAGGUACUUGAUUAGUAAGUGAAACAUUUUUUUUUUGCUGUUUGCGAGGAGGUUUGCUGUGAAUCAGUCAUGAGCUCCAGCCUUGUCAACUCUUUAGCCAAAGUCUAUGAUCCAAAUCCUCUUCACGCUCAGAAGCCUGGUGGAAGGAAGCUCUCGCUCAAUGGAUCAGACAAGUCCCAAGCUUCUUCAUCGUCACCUUCCUCCCCUCAUGAUGCCGCCCUGCGCUUCGUGGAGAGCCGAAUGGACUCACUGAGCUCUCAGAUGGAGUGUUUGCUCAACAUGCAGCAUACCGUCCUGACCCGGCUGGAUGGCUUGUCCCAGGACGUCAGGGUUAUGGGUCAGGAUCUGGCCUCUAUGCGUGAAGAUGGCCAUGGGGGGAGACACGGGUCCGGGGUGGAGGCGGCAUGCAGGGAGCUGCUUGGGGCCGCAGAGAGGGCCAGCAAGCGGAUGGAGAGUCAGGGACGCAGGCUGGAAGGGGUGGAGAGGCUGAUGGAGGGCACCCAGCAGGUGAUCAGCUUCAUUGGGGAGGUGGUGAAGAGCUCCAGGCUGGUGGAGCUGCUGUUUAAACAACCUGGAAAGAAGGCUAAGAAGAAGGCAAAGGAUGACAAGGAGAAAGCCAAACUGAGCCUGAAGGGCUUAAAGGCCCAGAAGAAGAGGAGACCUGCAGACACAUCAGACACUUCCUCACUGAAUGAGCCAGUGCUUCAGGAACAGGUGGAAAAGCUCAACAGGCAGAACACUGAACACUCCCAUGGAAAAGCAGAGGCUGACAAUCAGAGGAAGGAGGAGAGAGGAAGCGGAGAACAAAGACAGGAGUCGGCGGAGCUGAUCCUGGAUGGACCACACACCUCUGCUGCCCAGUCAGAGGACAGGAAGGAGCCAACUAAGGAGAAGGAGGAGGAAGAGGAGGAGGGCAUCUUUGAGGACUCAGAGUCUGAGCAUGAACAGGGGAAGGCAGAAGAUGUUCGUCCAGCACAGGCUGGCAAAGUGGAGGAUGAUGGGAAGAAAAAGCAUAAAGGAGAGGCAGAAGAGUCGUCACAAUCAGACAACGCCCUAAAUGUCAAUGCAGAAAUCAGCAAGACCUCUCUCCUAUCACAGGAAAGCUCUGAGGAGGUGGGCGAUGUGGCCACAUGCAGCAAACGCCGUGUCACAGAAGAAGAGUCGGUGAAGGACGACCUGAAAAAGAGCAGAGUGGAAGACGGUGAAGUGAAAAAUGCUGAUGGGAAGGUGGUGGAGGGGCGCGAGCCUCAGGCCUCCAAAUCUGAUGAAGGAAAGACAGAGGUGGAAGAGGAAGGGAAGGAGGAAGAGUCAGCUGUGAAGGAGUUUAUAAUUGACUCAAGCCCCCCGCCGUUAGCACCUUUCGACCACCGCAUCGUGACUCCCAAACCCCAUCAGAUAGCCAGCUAUUACACUAUCAACAGAGACGAGGUCCUGGGAGGGGGACGUUUUGGACAAGUCCACAAGUGCAUAGAGAACUCAUCCGGUCUGAUGUUGGCUGCCAAGAUCAUCAAAGCCAGGAGCCAGAAAGAGAAGGACGUGGUGAGGAAUGAGAUGCAGGUGAUGAACCAGCUAAACCACGCCAACCUCAUCCAGCUGUAUGCCGCCUUCGAGUCGCGUCACGACAUCAUCCUGGUCAUGGAAUAUGUGGAGGGAGGAGAGCUGUUUGACCGCAUCAUUGAUGAGAACUACAACUUGACAGAGUUGGACACAGUGCUGUUCAUACGCCAGAUCUGUGAAGGGCUGCAGUACAUGCAUAAGAUGUACAUCCUGCAUCUCGACCUUAAGCCGGAGAACAUUCUUUGUGUCAGCAGAGUGACUAACAAGAUUAAAAUCAUAGACUUUGGACUGGCCAGAAGGUACAAACCCAGAGAGAAGCUCAGGGUCAACUUUGGAACGCCUGAAUUUUUAGCUCCUGAGGUCAUCAACUACGAGUUUGUUUCAUUCCCCACAGACAUGUGGAGCCUUGGCGUCAUCACUUACAUGCUGCUCAGUGGCUUGUCUCCGUUUCUAGGGGACGAUGACAACGAGACACUGAACAACAUCCUGGCCUGUCAGUGGAACUUUGAGGAAGAAGAGUUUGCGGACAUCUCGGAUGAAGCCAAAGACUUCAUCACCCUUCUGCUGGUGAAGAGUAAGAGCUGGAGGAUGAGCGCAGCAGAGUCCCUCAGACACCCCUGGCUGUCAGACCGAGGUCUGCACUAUCGACUCAACCAGAAGAAAAACAAGUGCCACUCCACACAUGCUCCCUCUCCAGAGAGCCAGACAGAAAAACUGUAAUGCCCUCAGCAUGCCUUUUGAUGAUGUAGAUCCCUGGAGCUCAACACUGGACCAAUGCUGCUGUACCUGUAUGGCUACUGGAUAACUACUCUUGCAUCCUCAUGUUAGCUUAGCUCAACAGCUUGAAGUUCUGACCUGAAUAGUGUGAUCGGGCCCGCAGGAGAAAAACAGACUUUUUUUUUAACGCUGCCGUCGAGGCACAAACCAUCUGCAAGCAUGCUUACUGUCCUGUAGAG